AUGGCUUCCAGUUUUUCUGAGCAGGGUUGCGAGGACUCUUACUCACUUCCACCCAGAUCUAGAGCAGGGAGCCGUGUAUCAGCUACUGCUGCUCAAUUCGCCAACAUCCAACUAGUCGAUUCCCCCAGAACGCUACCGUUAGAGUCCAGCCCCUCGGUCAGGUCUGAGGCUCUCCAUUCCUCCGGCUAUAUCAGUCCCAACCCGCCCAACUCCGCAACCUUUCUCUCAACCUCCAGCUCACAAGGAUAUUCGCCCUUCCCUCUCCUACCUCCCGAGAUCUUGAACGCAGCAGAGUGGAACGAACACGAGGUACAUCACACUUCGGAUUCGACCCCUCUAGUCAGAGUGGACCCCGCCCAGGACUACUCUUCCAACCACGGGUCAUUACUCGGUCACAACCUCUCUUCCCUCGGACACCAUCACCAAGACGCCAGCCUCACACCCCCAAGUGGUUCCAGAUCAGUAACAGCAAGUCCGCCACGGGGGACUUUGACACCAGAGCAGAGGGAAUUGAAGAAGCAGAGAGACAUGGCUCGUCGAGAUUCCAAGGCAUCACAACGCGUCCACAGAGCUGGUAGCAACCCCUACAUCCAUUCGCCUCCCCUCAGCCUACCCGACGUCUCUUCAACAAUGGGCGUACCAGUGUACACAACAGCACCGGCGCCAAUCUCCCUCCUCGCAGAGCCGACAACUUCUAUGGGAUCAUCAUCAUACCUCCCCUCUUACAGCCCACCUCUAUCAGACCAUGGCUACCAGAGCGGAUACCCACCAAUGGCCCAGGCCUACAGCAUGGGUGGCAUGGACUACUCCAACCAGUUCCAACCCCCAGCACAAUACGGCCUGAUGUAUGGCGUGCCGCCAUCGAUGGGCCCCGGAGCCCCAGACCAAGGGGGUCACGUCAGAGUGGUGCAGAGCCGGCCUAAACCUCAAUGCUGGGAACACGGUUGCAACGGAAGACAAUUUUCAACCUUUAGCAACCUCCUGAGGCAUCAAAGAGAAAAGUCUGGGCAGGCGACCAAGGCGACAUGCCCUAAUUGCGGCGCCGAAUUCACGAGGACGACGGCAAGGAAUGGCCACCUUCUCCACGACAAGUGCAAGCAGCGCCGAAACACGUGA
Molecule: messenger RNA, 1116 nt
Organism: Colletotrichum acutatum
Lineage: Eukaryota; Fungi; Ascomycota; Sordariomycetes; Glomerellales; Glomerellaceae
Exons: 3
Coding region: 1-1116 (371 amino acids)
Source: RefSeq, a predicted model, not a curated record